GCCCAUCCGAAGGCGAAUAGCGAAGCGCUUCCGGUGCGCGGCCACCUCAACCUACCGCGCGAGAGUGACGCUGCCGGCCCCGCGGCUUCCGCGUUGGACGCGCUUCUCUUUAAUUUUUGCUUUGCGUUUCUAGGGGGGGGGGAUUUUUUUUCUCUCCUUCUAAACAAACAACAAAAAAAAGCCUGCGGAACACCGCCUCGUUUAUUUCGUCGUCGUGUUCUUCUGCUCCAGACUCUCGACAUCGUCCCCCUCCCCUCCCGAAUAAAGGCGGCAAGAUGAUUAGCAUGUGGAAAGUGCGCGAGUACUUGGACAAAGCAACGAACAUCGUUAUGAAUUACACGGAGAUGGAGGCGAAGGUGCGGGAGGCCACCAAUGAUGAACCGUGGGGACCUUCUGGGAAACUCAUGGGAGAGAUAGCCAAAGCGACGUUUAUGUACGAGCUGUUUCCGGAGGUGAUGAACAUGCUGUGGGCACGGAUGCUGCGUGAAAACAAAAACAACUGGCGUAGGGCAUACAAGGGUUUGCUGCUGCUGACGUACUUGCUGCGCAAUGGCUCUGAGCGCGUGGUCACAAGUGCACGCGAGCACCUGUAUGACCUGCGCUCCCUGGAGGACUACCACUUUGUUGACGAGAAUGGGAAAGAUCAGGGCGUCAACGUGAGGCAGAAGGUAAAGGAGAUGAUCGACUUUGUCCAGGACGACGAGCGUGUACGCGAGGAGCGCAAGAAGGCCAAGAAACAUCGAGAUAAAUACAUCGGGGUGUCCUCUGACACGCGCUUUGGCUACAACGAUCGUUACGAUUCGGAACCCAAGAUGCGAUAUGACGAUGACUGGGAACGUCCAAAACCUCCCACACACGAUGAAGACGAAUCCUCCGACAAGCCUCGGCGAAAACAAAAGGAGUACCGUGAUAGCGACAGCGAGGAGGAUCACAAGCCGCGACGGAACAGCUCGAGCAGCAAGAACGCCUACGAGGACGACGACGCCGACCUCGGUGCCUCGAGCUCCGCCGCCUCCGCCAAGGCGGCCGCCGAGAGCAGCGCGGCCGAGGGCAGCGCGGCCGGCAAAAAACGCCCGGCCGUACCCUCCAAGAUGGUGGACCUGGGAGCAGCGACGCAGUACAAGGGCGGGGAUAAGAAGGGCGGCGGCCCCGCUCCGGUCAAAACGCAGGCUACCCCCACUCCACUGGCCGCCGUGGCUGCUGCGUCUGCUCCCGCCAUCACCACCACCACCAUCGCCACUACCUCCAAGUCCACGGGUGACAUUGCCGACCUGCUCUUUGACCCAGGCUUCACGGGCACCGCUCCGACCCACUCUGCGUCUGGCACAGACCUCUUUGCAGACUUUACUGCAUUCCAAGAAGCUGGACCCCCAACCAUGGCUCCCAGCUUCCCCCAAUCACAAGUGGCCAUUGGCAGUGCCAACAGUGGCUUUGAGGGAGGAUGGAAUGCGUUCAGCCAAGGUCCCAAUGCUGCUGCUGCUGCUGCUGCCUUGAGUGGUGGAAGUGAUGACCUAUUAGGCAACGCCUCCAUGCAGCAUGUUACGACGAAUCAUGGUGGUGCCGGCCUGGACCUUUUUGGAGAAAUGCAGCCUGGACCGAGUAUCCCAUUGUCCAGCACAAAUCCUAACCUUUUUUCUGGCCUCCAGCAGCCACAGCAAAAUUUGGCCUUUCCAGGAGUAGUUGGAACUUUUGGCAUAAACCCUCAACAAAGCAUGCAGUUUAUGCAGCCCAUGUCCGGAAUGAAACCGAUGGCAAACAUGAACGCAGGAGGCCUGGACAACCGUGCCAAGAAUUCGACAUGGUCCGACAGUGGUGGAGUUAACAUUAGCCUGGAGGGACUCAGCCCCUACGCACAGCCAUCCAAGGCGCCUCAGCUCUCCAUCAAUGCCCUUAUGCAGCAACAAGCCAUGCAGCAGCCGCCGAUGAAUUCACUGAACCAGGGCUUUGGGAACAUGUCGCUGGGUGGGACCCCAGCGCCCGCCGUCCCUAAGCCACAGGGCAUGCAGUUUCCCGGGGCGCCGGGUCCCUCUCCGUGGAUGCAGCCGGCUGCUGGCAUGAUGUCUCCACCGCACUUGCAGCAACAGCAGCACUUCGGCGUGCCUGCUCCAGUAAUGCAGCAGCAGCCUCCACCGCAAGGCAUGGUGGGAAUGAACAUGAGCGCCGCCCCCAUGAUGCGCGCCGGGAUGCCGGGCGGGGCUCCGGGCUCCAUGCCAAAGACGGACGCCUUCUCUGGUUUUGCCAAUUUCAGCAAAUAAAGACUAUACAAGAUUAGUUGUUGGUGGGAUGGGGGUAACAAAAAUUAUUUGGGUAAAGAGGUGCAAAUAUGGUUGUUUUGUGUAUAAACUUUUUAUUAAUAAAUGAAAUACGUUGGCAGUACAUGGGUUUUAUGCAAUUGUUUCAUGCUUCCUCACUAACCAUUUAUACCUACGCUCAUCAAGUAAAAUAAUGAAUAUGAGAUGCGCAUAUACAAAGUGCUUACUCAGGCUACUGCUCUUUGCAAGUCCCAUUGCCCACUCAUAUGAACACACGUUAAGAUUGACAUUGAAAUUGCAUGCUUUUCCAUAUUUAGAUAAAUUUUAGGGAUAUUUUGUAAAUCAUUACCCUUCCAAGCAUCAUCCAUUGUACAGAUUUUACGUUCAAGUGAUCAUCAUUUGCCGUAGAUUUCAAUCUUUAUUUUGUUAUUUGCAAUCUUGCACAACUUAUUUUGAUGCAUAGCAUUUUACUUGAUUGGCUUAUUUGCUUAAAAUGAUUUUCUUAUUUAAAUGUUUGUCAUUGGCUGCAGCGUUUGAAGGCUCUUUGCGGUUAUAAAAGUGUGUUUUUUUGUGAUGGGGGGAAAAACAAAUUAUAAUGGAAGUCUCAAUGGACAACUGAGGAGGAAGCACUGGCAUGCUUUAACAUCGGUGUCAUUAUAGGUUUGCCCUCAUGUACAGUCGCAGCAAAAUAUCAGACUGGGUAAUACUACAGAGCUUAUUUUUCUGCAUUUUUAGAAUAACAGUAUACUCCAAAAAAAUAUUUAAAACAUCAGUUGCGGCUCCAUUAAGUGCUUUUUUGCAGAUUUUUAUCAGCCUUAUUCAUGGGAUAGAGGUUGAUACAUUUGGUGUGGAUAAAUGGGAAAUAAAUAAUUUACUUAUGUUUUUGUUGUUUGUUUAGUGAUUUCAAUAAUAUCCAAAUCAGUGCUUUGAAUGUAGGUCAGACCGUUUUAGUAAUGGUUUUAGGUACAUGUUUGGCUUGGUUGAUGGAUGGCUAUAAAUUAUACAGGGUGUUUUAAAAAGAUGGACCCGAUUUGAAAUCACUAUAUCUCUGAAAUUGGGUCCAUCCUUUUUAAACACCCUGUAUAUAAGAAACCUCAUAAUACUCUAAACAAAAUAAAAUAACGUGGGAUGGGAUUACCGUUUAUAGAUUUUCCCCUCCCAUUUACUAAUACAUGUAUAGUACAUGUCUGCAAUGUAUUUGCGUGCAUAUAUGUACACAGGCUUGCGUGUGUGUAAUUGAAUGUAUACACAUGUAUGCUGACACAUACACACAAACAUAUAUACACACACGUGGGCGGUAUAUAUACAUGCUUUAAAUAUGUUUCAUACGAACUGUGCAGGCAGAGAGUCAAUAUUUGACAGGCAGACCUAAUGAAAUCCUCAUCUUCAUAAAGGUCUGUAAGCUAAAGUUUUAACAUUCUUGCUCGGUUCAGAUUUGUUUCCUUAAUUCUGAUGAGUCAUCGUUGCUAGAGCAGCAAUAUUAUCUUCAGUACAUAUAUGCUUGUCUCCCAAUUGUGUAUGCACUGCUUAAUUACUUUAAAAUUAAAUAUAUCCAAAACCGUUUCCGCAGGGCUAUAAAUGGACAAGUCAACGUUUCAGUGUAAAGUUUGUGUUCAUGUGCAACUGUAAUUUUACUCUAGCAGUUAAUUACUGCGGAUUAAAAAUGUCAGUUUUAAACUUUGCUGGCGUUUGGAGUCGACAGCAGAUAAUUUUUCAGCACCCUUUCCAAAUACAAUGAUAACGUUCAAAAGCCUCAUGUGCAAAAUAUUCUGUUCUUCGUGGCCUCAUCUCUUUAAUCUUAAAGUAUAGUUCAAGUCGCUACGUGAAACGUAUGGUUAUUUAAUUCCGAGUACAGGGGAGCAAAUGGCCUUUGUUAGCACCUACGUAGCAUUGUCCAGGGAUUGAACUUGAACAAUUGCCCACCGGUCAACCGUUACUGUAUGUUUGAUUUUGUCACUCGUCUCAUGGCUUGCCGACACAGCCUGUUUUAUUUUUCACCCGCAUGAAUUUACGGAUGCAUACGAUAUACAUGACGGUUUUGGGCCAAAAGUAAUGAAUCUUAUGAAUGUUAAUGAGUUGCUAUUUUUUUUUCAGAAGUCAGUCACUUUCCAAUACAAAGUAAAUAAUUUGAGGUAUAGGUCACCAACACCUAAAACAUCCCAAAUCAUGUAAAUUUUUGAUGAAAGUUGGAUACACCUAUUGGCAUAUAUACCGCGAUGUGUAUAUGUACACCGCCAGUUGACCCUUAGGCUUUGGUAAUGGUAUCAAACGUUACAUGUUGAAAUGGUCUAUAAACUAGCGAAUAUUAACAAUUACUGUUCUUGGUGCCCUGCUUUAGCAUGCAGUCACGGAAUAGGGCAAGUGUAAUUUGCUGGUGUAGUGUUUGUCAAUACAGGAGCGCAGUGUAGUACUAUUCGACAAUUACAGAUGCUGAGCAGCUUCUGUGCAAAUGCUUUUCAUGAGAAACGUUAUGCAUAGUACGCCAUACAUUUGAUUUAUUUGUUAAGUAAUCAUUUUGAAGCAUUUGAUUAGCGUACCUGUAUACUGUAACCAUUAAAAAAAUGUAAAGUAUUUCGUGAACAAUCUAACUUUUUGCCAUGCUAUGUCCCUUCAUCUGGAAAAACAAAUUGAUAAGCUUUAAACAUAACAUUGGAAUUUAUCAUCUUAGUUUAAUCGCUCAAACUAAAAUACACUAAGGGAUGCAAAAUGGUAACAUUGGCUGUAAUAAAUAGGUUUUUUUUUCAAUUGAAGCUACUUUACAUUCUGAUCAUGAUAGAAUAAUGAACUUUUCAAAAUAUUUUCCAAUUGAAAAUUCAUGGAUAAUGUAACUGACUUAUGGUGGAAAUCCCUUACGCUUUGACAUUCUGAGCUUGAGGCUUCUAGGCACGAUGCUGUCAUCCUAGAAGGGAAAGGGAGCAUACUACCUUUUCCUUGGGAGUGAAAGUCAUUCUGCCCAGAUACCGAUCAGGCCCUUUUGUCUUCGAGUCUAAUGUUCAAAUACUGUCCUUUGCAUUGACGAUGCACUGAAGUAAUCAUUUCCAGCCUCAUUGUGAAUGCCAAUGUGUUCAAUUAUUUAUUAAGUAGGCAAAAAAACAAGCAGUAGUAUCAAUUAUAGUUAACUACAUAGACAUUCAUUUUAAUAAAAAAAAAUGCCAGUAACCUUAAGAGUUGUCAUGCAUAAGCUGAUGUGUAUUGCCCCCAUGUAUGAGGAUGAAAUGUGUACACAGCUUUCUCUGACAUGCGCUGUGUAUGCAUUGUAUAUUCGUGAUAUGCAGUUAUGAACAGCUCUUUUAAAGAUUUUUGGUCUUUCAUUGUCAAUUGGUUUUACUGGAGUACUGCAGUCUAGUAUUGUAAUUUGCAACAUUGUAUGGGAAGCUUAUUCUGUUCUCCUCUAGACUUAUAUGUUAUUUUAGUUAUAGAGUAACGUUUAAUACUUUGAGGCUGGAAAUGGCAAAUAUAAUCCAUUAACAAUUUUGAAAUAAUGUAACUUUAAUCAGAGAUUUAAGUUGGUACGUGUAUAUAUUUGCAGUCAGGGUUUCAGGGUUCAGCAAUGGAUAAUUCAUUCUGUAACUUGAUGCCUUAAACUGUUAAAGUGAGGGUGAAUAUCUCCUGGUAUGUGUUUUGUUUGGAUUUUCCUGAAUUAAUCGCUGAUUACACAUUUUGAGAGUUUUAAUAAAAAAGAUUUUAAUAAAAUGUGUGCAAAACAUUUCUCAUUUUGGUGAUAAAUCCUAAACUUCAUUUAAAUACUCUAGUCAUGUACAACAAUUUCAAUAAACGAAAUCAUUUUUUCCUUUUUGGUUUUUAAUUUAAUUUGCCGCAACAUUUGCCUCGAAAAAAAAUGUUGCCUCCUUAAAAUUGACAUUGAUUGACCCAGGAGAAAUACUCUACUUUGGUAUUCCAAAAAAACUAAAUGGGCAACUUCCUGCCAUGAUGUGGGUCGCUGGAAAGACUUGGCAUUAUACCACGGCAAGCAAGGGGAUAAAGGUUUGACCGCAGUACUCUGAACGCGUAGGCUUGACCUCUGCAAUUAACGCGAUCGGCUAAAGUAAGCAGAGCCCUUCCCCACUGACUUGCCCGCAAGGCUUUGCCAAAAAGCCCCAGUAAUUUGAUAGAACGUAGUGCGGAGUGAGGAGGGUUGGUAUUCAUAAACAUGUGAACGUAAGAAUGUUUUACACGGCCUUUUGAGAAGUCUGGUCGCUCUUAUUGAUUACAUGUAAACUAAACUGAAAUCGGUGUCCUUGGCGUUUUUAGCCAGUGUGGUUGAUGCCAAUACUCGAGGCUGUGUACAUUGCUCAUGUUAAUGCACAUCGCCUUUUUUGUGGAAAUAUACGGGAACAUUUGCUUGUUAGCA
Molecule: messenger RNA, 6603 nt
Organism: Petromyzon marinus (sea lamprey)
Lineage: Eukaryota; Metazoa; Chordata; Hyperoartia; Petromyzontiformes; Petromyzontidae
Gene: CLINT1
Product: clathrin interactor 1
Biological process (GO): endocytosis
Cellular component (GO): plasma membrane; clathrin vesicle coat; endosome
Molecular function (GO): phospholipid binding; clathrin binding
Source: RefSeq, a predicted model, not a curated record